AUGCAGAGCCGGAUCAAGGUAUGGUACAAGUCGGUGGGCGUGCAGCGCGUCGCGCACGCCGCGCGCUGGGCCGUCACGCUCGACGGCCGUGCGCUGCAGACGCCCGCAAAGUCUCCGCUCGAGCUGCCGACCGAGGCGAUGGCGUGGGCGGUGGCGAUGGAGUGGCAGGCGCAGGGCAAGUUCCUCCAGCCGUACACGAUGCCGCUGAUGAAGCUCGCCACGACGUCCAUCGACCAGGUGCCAUCGAUCCGGCCACAGAUGGCGUCGUCGAUGCUGCGGACGAUGCACACAGACGUCGUGGCGCUCCGGGCGGACGCGGAGGACGAACCCGAGCUGGCGGCCAAGGAGGCGGCGGCGUACGACCCGCUGAUAUCCUGGCUCGCGGAUGCCGAGGGCGUCCAGCUGAACGCCACCUCGAGCCUCGUCCCGCCCGCUGCCGCUGCGGCUGCCGCGCGGCUCCUCGGCGCGGCCGACGAUUGGACGCUGGCGGCGCUCGAUUCGGUGACUGGGUCGUGCAAGUCGUUUGUCCUGGCCCUCGCACUCUAUCGCCGGCGGCUGAGCGCGCGCGAGACCGACCUCUGGGGCGAAGUCGAGGCGGGACACGAUCUCGACCGCGCAGAUUUGCAGGUGCGCGUGAUCGAUUGUCCCGCCACCGACGCAUCAUUGGUUCAUGGCGGUUGGUAG
Molecule: messenger RNA, 684 nt
Organism: Emiliania huxleyi CCMP1516
Lineage: Eukaryota; Haptophyta; Isochrysidales; Noelaerhabdaceae
Product: ATP12 chaperone protein
Exons: 3
Coding region: 1-684 (227 amino acids)
Biological process (GO): mitochondrial proton-transporting ATP synthase complex assembly
Cellular component (GO): mitochondrion
Source: RefSeq, a predicted model, not a curated record